GCUGGAAGAGCUCCCGCCAUCAAUGGCCGUCUCAAGGCGCCAGCGUCCUCCCGAUGGGCCUGCUGGGCGUGGAGGAAAGAAGCUGCCGGUGCAUGUCUUUGAUCCGAUUGUGGCCGCGGCUACCUGCGAGGUCGUCCUCUCCUGGCUAACAUCCACGGAGGGUGCGGCCGCAGAUGACACGCUGAGGCCGAAGAGGGCCUUGGUGUCCUUGGAGCCGGCUGAUCCUGAUCCUCGGCUCUCCUCCGCCCUCCCUGAAGUGGGCCAGAAGGUUUCGGGAGGCCUUGAGGCCAAGACGCCGUCGAGACCCCUCCGACCGAAUGCCGCCGAGUUCCGGCCGGCUCGCAACGCGCCGUUGCCCCAGGUGGAAGAGGAAAGCGGCCAGGAAGAGGAAGAGGAGGACGAGUUGGACUUGGCGAAAGAUGAGGAGCCUCCGAGGAGGCGCUUCGCAGCUCCAAUUUGUUGUGGCAUCCUCGUGGCCCUGCUCGCCACGCUGCUGGGAAGCUCCAUCCACGUGGGCCAGCCAAAGGCGCAGCCUGCAGCGCGGCCUCCAACCAGUUUCUUCCAGACAGCAAAGCUGACGAUUUCUGAAAAUUGA
Symbiodinium necroappetens is the source of this 595-nucleotide messenger RNA. The record is from the annotation of a GenBank genome assembly. Lineage: Eukaryota; Dinophyceae; Suessiales; Symbiodiniaceae.